AUGGUGAUCGUAACGGUCGCAACAUUUGCUUCACCAUCAUGCAUUUUAUUUGUACCAUUACUAAAGAAAAAACUUUACGAACGUGUCAUGACAUUUCUGGUAGCUCUCGGUAUUGGUGCACUUUCUGGCUCCGCUUUUGAGGUACGAGAAAGAGAAGGAUUGGUAAAGUCCUUGAUUGUCCUCGGAUCACUCUAUUCAUUUUUCGCCGUUGAUAGGAUACUCCAAUUCGCAAUGGAAAUAAAACGACGACGAAAGUCAAGGAAAGUAAUGGAGAUCGACAAAAUCAACAAAAAGGAUUUCGUGACAACACUUUCCAAACCAACAAGUCGUAGAAAUUCUCAUAGCAAAGAUGAAAUUGAGCAAAUUAAGGCUGAGAUCGAAAGCGCUGCAGUUAAUUCGGCCAUUACCAGAACGUUCUCAACAAGUAAAAAAGUUCCCGUAAUUAUGCACGUGGAAGAUGCAGUAAGUCAUGUAGAUAACAACAACUCUCUGCAAGUACCACAACCGAUCGCCACCAUCUAUUCCGCUUCUCCAACAUUUUCUCAAAGACGCAUGAAUCAGGUAACAGAAGGGGAUACAAUAAGCGUUUCUGUAGCUGUGGUUGAGCAAAUGGAAGUUCGAUCAGAAACACUGGAAAUCUCCAGUAUCGCCUAUAUGGUCCUUUUUGGCUCCUCAGCUAACAAUUUCGUUGACGGGAUGAGUAAUGGCGUUGCUUUCGCAGAUUCUUUAGGCCGUGGCCUCAGCAUUGGCAUUGCUUGUACUCUUGCUAUCUUGAUUCGGUCGGGCCUAGGUCUCAAGAAAACAUUACUAUUAAAUUUAAUUCCGGGUGGUCUGAGUUAUCUUGGAUUCACCAUUGGGGCACUGUUGGAUGAUUACAGCGAGAGUGCUGAUACAUUUGUUUUUGCCGUUUCAUCCGGAAUGUAUCUUUAUGUUUUCUUGGGCACUCUGAUUCCAGAAAUGCGUGAGGCAACCACUGAAUUAAUCAACAAUAAUUAUCACGAAAGUAUAGUUGUUACCGUGUUGCAAAGUUCAGGUCUCCUAUUUGGCCUUUCCUUCAUCUAUUUCAUGUCACUGUAUGCUGAUAAAAUACAGUUCUGA
Messenger RNA from Loa loa (African eye worm), 1098 nucleotides. RefSeq names its product ZIP Zinc transporter. The transcript is spliced from 8 exons. Gene Ontology annotation, cellular component: membrane. NCBI's taxonomy places the organism in Eukaryota, Metazoa, Nematoda, Chromadorea, Rhabditida, Onchocercidae. Gene Ontology annotation, molecular function: zinc ion transmembrane transporter activity. The coding region runs from base 1 to 1098 and encodes 365 amino acids. The record is from RefSeq and is a predicted model, not a curated record. Gene Ontology annotation, biological process: zinc ion import across plasma membrane; intracellular zinc ion homeostasis.